Molecule: messenger RNA, 321 nt
Organism: Rotaria sp. Silwood2
Lineage: Eukaryota; Metazoa; Rotifera; Eurotatoria; Philodinida; Philodinidae
Source: the annotation of a GenBank genome assembly
AUGUUAUAUGAACAAUUCACCUCAAACAAUAAUAGAGAACAAAAAGAGAAUUCAUCAAAUGUUAACGCAUUCUUCGAUGUAUUAGGAAAAGUCAAUAAAUUUUUCUAUUAUACAUUUUCAUUACCAAUGAAGAUAUAUGAAGAUUUUGUGGAUAACAUUUAUAAUUUAGUUGUUAAUCAUUCAACCUUAUUUUCAUGUUGUUUAUGCACAACUAUAACUGCAACAGUGUCUGUUACAAGUAUUGCAGUUGGAGUUGGUGUUGGUAGUGGCAUAGGUUGUUUUCCAUCAGAUUCUACUAGCUCAAAUUCUACGACUGGUUAA